Molecule: messenger RNA, 1214 nt
Organism: Thalassophryne amazonica
Lineage: Eukaryota; Metazoa; Chordata; Actinopteri; Batrachoidiformes; Batrachoididae
Exons: 6
Coding region: 211-819 (202 amino acids)
Source: RefSeq, a predicted model, not a curated record
AGAUAUGAGGACGCUCAGUGCUGGGACUCAGACCAGCAGCAUCAGUCUGACAUGGAUCAGACGGAUGAAAGCUCAUCUGAUGAAGUAUGCUGUGUGUCUUCAAACUUGCCAGUGCCACCAGCUGUCAACCGUUUCAAGGGAAGGACCUAGGACCUAAGGACCACAUCUUCAAGUGGGCAGUCGGAUACACCGAAGGGCACAUUCCUAAGGAUGCAAAGGAAGCAGAGACCACAAACUGUGCCAGAGACGGCUGCACACGAUCACACUGCAAAUGAGAGGAUGUUCACUAUCCUUGAGAAGAUCAUCGAGAGGCUGGACUAUCAUGAGCAGCUGCUCCUGCAGAUUGCAGAGCGCCAGCAGGUGGCACUGCCGGUAGAUGUGGAGUUUGGUGAGGAGACUGUUCUGCCACCGUUACCCUGCGAAAGCAGGGAGGCUCUACAGGAGCUCAACACCCUCCUGGAGACUUCUCAUGCUGCCAGAAAGCAAUUGGUGCGCAUCAUCAGCCUCGUUGGUGAGACGGGGCAGGCGGUGUGUGCCAAUGCUCUGAAGAAGAUCGUGGGCCAUGAGGUCAGUAAGACCUACAACCUGAUGGGCACCAAGGGGAAAGCUUCAUUUGCAGAAUUAAGAAGUCUGCAUGCUGCAGUCACAGAGGGGAUACGCACCAACAACGGGAUGCAAGAUACAAGUGACAGAGACAUCGCAAACUGGGCUGGCCGUUGGUUUACAAAUGCGCGUGACCGUCAAGGAGACAGACAGGCAAGGAGGCAGGCAAACACGGCGCAAAAGUCACCAGCCAGAUAUGAAAAUUAUAGACUGUAACCUAGAUGAUUCUAGACUGUGUGGUAGGGCAUUAUUCAUUUUUCAGUGAUUAGCAGAGGACCCACCCAUUGAGUCUGUGACCAGGAACUUGAUAUUGUAAACUGUGGCUGCUAUUUUCUUGAGAUGUGUUAUAAAGAAAUGGAGAUUUUGAUGAUUGACUUACUGUAGUUAUGAUGGACUCACUAUGUAAGAAUAUCGAACUCACAUGACUUGAUAUAUGCCUGAUACUGCCAUUCUUGUAUAAGUUUCAAUGCAUUAUUUUCAUUGUGAAAUGUGACUUUUCUUGUCAUUUAAAUCAACUGGAAGUACUGUUAUGUAUUCAACACACACACACACACACACACAUGCAUACACACCCAUAUAUGCUGCUUGCUUGCCUCUACUGGUGGUUGGCU